Messenger RNA from Vanessa atalanta (red admiral), 470 nucleotides. RefSeq lists its product as uncharacterized. The transcript is spliced from 4 exons. The record is from RefSeq and is a predicted model, not a curated record. Bases 1 to 414 code for a protein of 137 amino acids. Lineage: Eukaryota; Metazoa; Arthropoda; Insecta; Lepidoptera; Nymphalidae.
AUGUACAAGUUCGUUCUUUUCUGUGCAUUCAUUGCCCUGGUAGGGAGCUAUCCUCAACAAUUUGCGACGAAGAAAUUCAAAGUUGGAAUUGAAUAUGAUGGUUCUUUGCCCAUGAAAGGGGGAUCAGAUAGAUAUCGACACAGGAACAACUAUGAUCCGUUUUUCGUCACUGUCACUACUUCAUCUAAGUCCGGCUUCGUAAUCUCGUACAUAGAGGUCACCGCGACUACAGAUAUAGACGGAGACGUGCAGUUUAACCUCAUGCGGGGUCAGACCGGAUCCCGUAGCAUGGUCUUCCAACUGGUCUCUAAUCAAAGCGAAUUCCUCUCAUACUCCUACCUAGUAUACGGUAUCAAAGAAGAGGAAUACAAAAAGGUGACGCAAGUGUCUUUAAUUAAUAGCUCGCCAACAUAAUAACCAUUCCAAUGAAAAACUUCAGCGAUCGGCUACGGUAUAAUUGCUUCUCGAUU